Dictyostelium purpureum is the source of this 885-nucleotide messenger RNA. RefSeq lists its product as uncharacterized. The transcript has a single exon. The record is from RefSeq and is a predicted model, not a curated record. The coding region runs from base 1 to 885 and encodes 294 amino acids. NCBI's taxonomy places the organism in Eukaryota, Evosea, Eumycetozoa, Dictyosteliales, Dictyosteliaceae. Gene Ontology annotation, molecular function: hydrolase activity, acting on carbon-nitrogen (but not peptide) bonds, in linear amides.
AUGUCCACAGAAACAACAAAUGCUAACAAUAAAAAAAGAAUUGGUUUAGGUCAAUUAACAAGUAUUAAUAAUAAAACCGUUAAUUUUGAAAAAUGCAAAGGUUUAAUAGAAAAAGCAGCCAACUCUAAAGUAGAUUUAUUUUGUUUACCAGAAUGCUUUGCGUUUAUUGGCGGUGGUGUGGAUCCAAUGGAUUCGAGAAAUAAUGCAGAGUACAUUGAUCAACCAGAUGGAACUAUUGAAAAGUUUAGAGAUUUAGCAAAAAAACAUAGUAUGUGGCUUUCUUUAGGUGGAUUUCAUGAAAAAAUUUUAGAAGAGCCAGAUCAAAUUUAUAAUACUCAUUUAAUUAUAGACUCAAGUGGUGAAAUUGUAGUAAAGUAUCAUAAAAUGCAUUUAUUUGACGUUGAUAUACCAUCAAAGGGUGUAUCUAUGAAUGAAAGUAAAGUAGUUAAAAGUGGUGAUGAAAUUAUGGUUUGUAAGUCACCAGUUGGAAAUUUAGGUAUCUCAAUUUGUUACGAUGUUAGGUUUCCCGAAUUUUAUUUAACUCUAAGACAAAUGGGUGCUGAAAUUAUACUGGUACCAUCCGCUUUUACCUAUACCACUGGUAAAGCCCAUUGGUCAACUCUUUUAAGAGCCAGGGCUAUUGAAAAUCAAUGUUAUGUUGUCGCUGCUGCUCAAACCGGUAAUCAUCAUCCAAAAAGAAAAUCCUAUGGCCACAGUUUAAUAGUUGACCCUUGGGGUGAAGUUUUGUGUGAAAUCGAUGAAAAUGUUACCGAUGAAAUAGCUUAUUGCGAUAUUGAUUUGAACUUUUUAAAUGAAAUCCGUGAAAAUCUGCCAGUUUAUAGUCAUAAAAAAUAUGAUUGCUACAAUAUAAAUAAAAAAAAAUAA